GGAACGACCUAUUUUGCCCCCCCUGCCUUUGCCUUAUCCUCCAGCAACUCGUGUAGAAAAAAUUGUUGAAAAACUUAUAUCAAAACCUAAGCUGGCAAGAUUUCCAAAUGCUUUUAUUAUGUAUAGAAAUGAAUAUGUUCAAUUUUUAAAAGCUAGUGGCCUUAAUUUUCCUAUGACUGAAUUAUCCCCAAUGAUCUCUUAUUCUUGGAAACAAGAACCUCCUUGUGUAAAAGAUGCUUAUACUCAAAUUUCAAGUGAAGCUGAAAGGUUAUAUGUACAAACAAUCGCAAUGCCAAAAGAUUCCAGCAACCAAAGUCAAGGUUGUGAUUUACUAUCUUUACCCGAAAAUGAUCAAGAUGUAGAUAAUUCCCGUUCUGAUAAUGAUUCUAAUUUCCAAAAUGAAAAUCAAUAUCAUGAUGGACAAGAUGAUAAUGAUAAUACAUUAAAAUUAUCGAAUACAACAUUAGUGAAUACAACAUUAGCGAAUACAUUAGCAAAUACAACACUAGCGAAUACACCAUUAGCGAAGCAAGGUCAACAAGUACUUUUUGAUGGACAACAUUUUGAUUGGACAAGCAUGAAUGAAUCUUGUUUACCACCCCUCUCUCCUUCACGCCGUAGUUCUGAAUCGUCUGAUUUAUCAUCUUGUGAUAUGAUUCAUUUAAUGAACGUACCAAAUUCUUUAUCAUCCAUUCAAGAAACCUCACCUACCAUACAAUACGUUAAUCCAAUAUUUCCUGAAAAUAUAACUUUACCAAUAUUUGAAAACCUUCAUGGGCAGUUUGAUGACCAGUCAUUCUUUACACCACCUUUUGAUACAGACUCUCUUUCUAGUCAAUAUGAUUCUAGUCAAUAUGAUUCUAGUCAAUAUGAUUCUAACCCACAAACUCCCGGAUCACCUUUUUCUUCUUCGUCGAUUAACGAUAAUCAACAUGAACUUUCGGAAAUUACAAUUGAUAUAUUUUCUGCGAUUGAUUGCGCUCUAUCGUUCAAACAUCAUGCGAAUAAUGAUUUUUAA
Molecule: messenger RNA, 1018 nt
Organism: Racocetra persica
Lineage: Eukaryota; Fungi; Glomeromycota; Glomeromycetes; Diversisporales; Gigasporaceae
Source: the annotation of a GenBank genome assembly